UCGCUUUCAAUUACCUCGAUAUUUACUAUUCUUUUCUUUGGAGAAAACAACCUCUCGGAUUUCCGCCACCUCGUCUAACCCGAACAGUUCCACAUACUAAAUUCUCUGGUUAAGUGUAUUUGCCGUUCUGGCCAAACACACUGUGAAAGCAUUAAAUUAGCUUUGUUUGAAGAAGAACCAGCUGUGAUGUUUGAGGGGGGCAGCAUAUAAAUUUGACUAAUCACAUGACGAAAUGGGACACAACUCCCACGCCAAAAAAUGGGGUGCUCAAUGUUUGAACUGCUGGAAGUUGUGUGCGAUUAAUUUGAGUCAAACUGUGAAAAGUUCAAUUAAAUGCAUCUAGACGACCUUCAUCGCGAAAGAAAACCGUUGAUUGGAUCUUCAACGAAUCAACUAACCGUGCAAGAAAAGUGAUCAAAGCACAAUUGCGAUUGUUGAGUAAUUUUAACAAUAUAAAAACCGCCCAAAAUCACCUGCUAAGUCAUCAGUCACUAGCGAUCAUCUCACCAGCUUAGUUCAGUCCCGAAAAUCAAUCGAGCUUACAUAGACAUGAAGGUAAGUCUGAAGACCAUAUCGUAACUUCGUCCUAUAACGUCCCCGAAUCUCAACAGGCAUUCGUAGUGUUGUCCAUGGCCCUGGCCAUCGCUUCCAGCGCGGCAGUCGACUCCUCCAAGAAGGACAAACGUGGCCUGUGGGAGUUGGACGAUCAUCAUGACUUCGGUUUCAACGAUCAUCACCACGGAGAAGUGGUCGACGUGCACCACAAGGAGAUCAUCACCAAGAACGUCCACGUGCCGUACCCGGUGGAGGUCGAGAAGCACGUGCCAUAUCCGGUGAACGUCCCCUACCCGGUUGAGGUCGUCAAGAAGGUCCCCGUGGUGGUGGAGAAGAAAGUUCCGGUCUACGUCGAGAAGAAGGUGCCGGUUCACGUUGAUCGCCCAGUUCCGUACCCGGUUGAGGUGAAGGUCCCCGUUGUCCAGAAGGAGUACGUCGAAGUGCCCAAGCCGUACGCAGUUCAUGUCGAGAAGCCCGUCCCUGUGUACGUGAAGAAGCCGGUUUACAUCGAGAAGCACGUUCCGGUGACCGUCCACAUCAAGGAGGUCCACCAGAAGAAGCACUGGGGACUGUUCUGAAGAAGAGUUGACUGAUUAGUUGUAGGUCGUUAAUCCAUAUUGUUGAGGAAUUUUGCCAACUUUAAA
This is a messenger RNA of Culex pipiens pallens (northern house mosquito), 1199 nucleotides long. RefSeq names its product mantle protein-like. The transcript has a single exon. Bases 630 to 1133 code for a protein of 167 amino acids. Lineage: Eukaryota; Metazoa; Arthropoda; Insecta; Diptera; Culicidae. The record is from RefSeq and is a predicted model, not a curated record.